This is a messenger RNA of Crotalus tigris (Tiger rattlesnake), 5553 nucleotides long. It is a transcript of the gene MCUR1, whose product is annotated as mitochondrial calcium uniporter regulator 1. Lineage: Eukaryota; Metazoa; Chordata; Lepidosauria; Squamata; Viperidae. Gene Ontology annotation, biological process: calcium import into the mitochondrion; positive regulation of mitochondrial calcium ion concentration. Bases 1740 to 2729 code for a protein of 329 amino acids. The transcript is spliced from 9 exons. Gene Ontology annotation, cellular component: mitochondrial inner membrane; mitochondrion. The record is from RefSeq and is a predicted model, not a curated record.
UCACUUAACAAAUGUGGCAAGAAAAGUUAUAAAAUGGGGCAAAAUUCAUUUAACAAAUUUCUUACUUAGCAACAUAAAUUUUGAGCUCAACUGGGGUCGUAAGACAAAGACUACCUAUAGACAAGAGCUAUUUUGAUUUUGUUGAUUUUAUGUAAACUCUUUUGGAAGCCUGAAGAAAAAGGUGAAAAUAUUUUAAUAAGUAUUCUAACAACUCCACAGCUUGUGAUUCUAGCAAGUGCAAAAGUAGAAUGGUAGUUUAAAAACUAAAUACUGGAAUCUUCCAAAGACUACAUUUUAAAGCAAACAUCUCUAAUUCCUUUUAUUUUAGGAAUGUGGAACCCUUAACCCCCAAAGUGUACAUAGCCCAAUAGUUACUUUUUUGCAUUUUCAGUCUCAUCCCAUCCUAACUAUGAUUGUUGAAAGGGAAACACUGAAGAACUGAGUUUUUGGUUUCUUUGGAAAAUAAACUCAGGGAAAUUGAACAGUGACUUCAAACAGAGACAACAGAAGACGAUCAACUUUUCAGGAUGAUAAAGAUUACUGCAGCUCAAAGAUGAGUGGAAAGAACUUCAACUCAUUUAUGGAGAAAGACCUCAGAAUGACAUUUUGGGAUGAUUUUCACUUCAGCCAAUAAAUAUGAAGUAAAGUGUGACGUGAAAUUCAGCUCCUCUAAAAGACAAGAGUUUUGGGAAAUGUUGCUUCUUGGAUAAGAAGUGAAACGUCUUCAAGGAAAAAUAAAGUCCAGUUGCCUUUUGAAAAAGCACCUUGAGAAUAGUUUAAAAGUUAAAACAAAUGUGUGAAGGAUAGGUUUGUUUGGUCUCAAACAAAUCCUAUCAUUCAUUCAAAUCACAGCCAGGGUCCUUUGAAUUAAUAUUAUUUGCCAUAGCUUGAAAUAGCAAAAUAAUCUGUACUAUUAGUUUUCCCUGAUUUCUUUGUAAUGAGCAAACACUAAAUUGUGAAUUAUCUUAUAUGAGUCACACUGUCACAAAACAAAAGUUGGAAAACAAAGAAUGACAUCUGGAUUAUUUUCCAACCCUUUGACCAGCAAUAGCCAUGGGAGGCAUCUGUAUUUUCUUCUGGGUCACUUCUUUCAUUGGUUUCUGCUUUCCUGAUCUCUCAUGUUGGGUCUGUUUAUGAGUUUGGGAAAGCACAGAACAGACUGCUGACAUUCCACAUAAUCACCUAGCCAGGAGAAAAGGGGCUUAACAUGGCACAUUUAGCAACUUUCUAUGCUAUGCCCAACUGCCUCACCAAGGGCAGUUUUGAUGGCAUUUGUUUUUUUCCACAGCUGCAACUCAGAACCAGUCCAUUUUGGAAGCUUUCCUUUGCAGGAUUCUCUCACAAGCACACCUGCGUGUUUGUGUGCAUUCUCCCUGGUGUCUAAUUACUGUAGUCUGUGUGCAUACUGAACGCCUCUCUGCGUGUAUUCGGGCUCUCCCCAUAUGCUACAAUCUGCAUGUGUUCGUUUGUUUCCAAGUGUGCACGCCCCCUCACCCGGAGAAGGGAGGAGGAAAAAAAAUCCUAGACACACGCAGCCGGGCGGGCGGAUCUUCCAAACGUCAUUCGAAACCACCCGCCUCUUGCAGAGGCGCAUGCGUUGUACUCACUGAACCGGGACCCGUACAUGCCGGAAUUUAGCAGACCGCGGAACUGAGCGCCUUUCGAGGAGCAACUGGUCGACCUCCGGCGCGAAGAAACAAAGCAACGACUCCGUCGCGUCGUGAAAAGCAAAAGCAGGCAUGGUCAGAAGUCUGGCCGCUGCCGCCAUCGUGGUGAACGGGCAAAAAGGCUUGUUCCUCGUUCAGGGAGAACCCGCCGUCCUUCUUCGCGUAGGCGCUUCGCGUUUCGGCGUCACGCGCUCCCCUUUUCCUGGCCGUUGCCUAGGAGAUCAGAAGCUGGUGAGCGACCUCGCGAGGAGGGCUUUUGGAGCGCGCGCGCGGGCGACGGGAGUCAGCCCGGGCGGACAGCUGCGCUCUGAGGCGCGCGCCUCUUCCUUGUCGCCUGCCGAAGGCGUCCCUUCGCCUGCGGUGGGGAUCCGCUUCCUCAGCCUGAACGGGAGUCGCUGCCGAGCGGUGGAAGGACGAGCUCUGCAGUUUGAAAAUAGCAAAAGCAGAUGUUCACCAUUGGGAAGCAGAACACUUUAUUUUGAUACCCACGCCUUUGUGUGCCUCUUGGAAGAAAAUGGAUUCACCACUCAGCAAUCUGAGAUCAUUGUGUCUGCUUUAAUGAACAUUAUGAAGAGCAAUAUGGAUAUGAUACACAAAGACAUGGUCACCAAAAUGCAACAGGAAAUUGCUGUUCAGCAGAUAAUGUCUCAUAUUGGUGUUGUAAAAAAGGAUAUGAUUAUUUUGGAAAAAAGUGAAUUUUCAGCACUCCGAGCAGAAAAUGAGAAAAUAAAACUUGAACUUCAGCAACUAAAAAAGCAAGUAAUGGAUGAAACUUCCAAAGUACGAACAGAUAGCAAGCUAGAUUUCAAUCUAGAAAAAAGCAGAGUAAAAGAAUUGUAUUCACUUAACGAUAGAAAAGUGUUGAAAAUGAGAACAGAAAUAGUGGAAUUGCAUGCCCAGCAAGAUCGAGCUUUAACGCAGACUUAUAGGAAAAUAGAUACUGAAGUUGCAGGUCUGAAAACAAUGCUUGAAUCACACAAACUUGACAACAUCAAAUAUUUAGCUGGUUCAGUAUUUACGUGCCUUACAGUAGCACUCGGAUUUUACCGUUUAUGGAUAUAAUGAAACAUUAUUUUCAGCAAACAGUAUUAGCUUGCCGUAAGAAAUAACAUGUUAUUUCCAUCUGAAAUAAUUUAUUUGUUGCACUGAAGAUUGUAAUCAAAGAAUUACAUAUGAGCUCCUAAAAACUAUAUGGGUAUCAAAAUAUUGAAAGAAACCUUGCCUGUGUUAUGGGCAUCCAUAUUUUGCACAGAAUAUCUCCACUCAGAACUGAAUGUUUAUAUGUCUCCAGGAUAUUAUGAUCCUAAAAAGGUAGCUUUUAGAAUGUACUUCAUGUAUCAAAUGCAAGUUUUAAGUUAGAAGAUUAGUGGUAUAACAACAAGCAUUAAUACUAAGUGAGAGGAGAUAAAAUAAUCCAAUUGCCUUUAUUUAUCAUGUUCCUUCAGAACUAGAAAUUCUUGAAUUAUGUCAUGGUUUACUUCCUUUGUAUUGAUAAACAGGAUUCUAAAGAUUUCUUGUUGAUGUAUUUAAUGGAUGUUUCCAUUGUCAUCUAUUGUUAAUAAAUCUCUGUCCAACUAAAAAUGUUUUAUAAGCAACUGUUGUGAAAAGAUUGUGCUGAUAACAAAAUGUCAAAAGAAUAGUAGACAAAAUCUUAGUUUCCUUAAUAUGAAAAUAAUGGAAGCAAAAACUUUGCAAAAGUUUUACUUCCAAUAUUUUUAUAUUAGGGAAACAACUAGAGAAACAAAGCAUUUUUUUCUUAAUAAAAUAAUAAAAGGCUACCAACACAGUCAUAAACCUAAUUAAAAAAAAAGGUUAAUUGGAUUUACUCUCGGCCAAUGAUUACAAGGUUGUAGCCUAAAUCUGAGAUUUUUCAAUAUUUCUAGAAUAACAGUAAGUAUAAAUCAGUGACCAAAUUUAUCUGCAGUUGAGCACUUAUAAGUUUAAAGAGAAAACUUUCCUAAGUAGAAAAUAGUAUUGGCAGUUGCAGCUAGAAGAUACCAAAUAUCACAAAUACAUACCUGUAAGUUAAUUCUCAUGAAAUCAAAAGAAUAGUCAUUUGCAGACUGGAAAAUUAUGUGUACAAGCUGCCCCCAAAUUUAAACCAAACAUAUAUACCCAUAGGCGCAUUUCUUUAAGGAAAUGUGGAGAAGAAUGUUUGUUUUACAUAAGCAAUUGGUUAAUUGUUAAAUUUGGCAACCUAAAGGAAGUUGUUAUCACUUUUAUGAAGAAACAACAAAUUGAUAGUAACCUUAUUAUUACCAAAGAAGAGAAAAAAUGCAUAAUUUUUUUCAGCUUAGAUGCCAAAAUAAUCCUGCAGCAAAAAUACUUUUAGUUGUUCAUACUUAAUUAUUUCCCCUUCUUUUGUGAUUUUUGUCAGACAAGCAAAAUAGCCAUUGAUUAUGAUCCAUUUAAUUAACUUAAGAAAGAUGAGACUUGAAUAAUAUUUUCCUAAAAUAAAGGUGAUGAGUGGUUGCACUAUUUUAAUCAAUUUUAUAAAUAUAAAAUACUCAGAAGAAAUAUAUUGAUGAAUAAGAUUUACUGAAUAAUACAGAUUAUGAAAUAUCAUUUCAAGAUAGGUUACCACAUACAUUUGACCUUUUUUUUAUUACGCUACGUGUAUAAUUACUUCUCUGUAAUAGCAGUUCCAAAAUCUCUUUACAUGUAAACUGUCACAAUUAGUGGCAAAUAAUGUUUUAUAAAGAAAUUCAUUUACAAAUAGAUACCUUAGAUUACACUAAAUAAAAUAAUAAAAUAAUCUGAAAUAGUUAUUGCCAAUCCUGAGGUUGGUGUAUUUGGUGAGCCCGUUUUAUGUUUGUGUGGGUAUGUGUGUAUGUGUUUAAUAUUGCUUUUUAGACCAGGCAGUUAUAUUUUGUGAUUAAGUUUUAACUGUAAAACAUCAUAAUUUUAUUUUUUAAAUGCCAUCGAUACUUCUAAAUUUUGUUUUUUGCUAAAUUGUACCUUAUUAGUGGUUUUUCUUACUAAAUAAAUGUGUCAAUGUCUUUCUAAAUAAAUAUAGAUAGAUAGAUGGAUGGAGAUUUGAAAUAUUUAUAUACCAUUUCUAGGUUUGUCUUCUUGAAAUUUCCUAUUUGAAUAAUUUUAAUGGAAAUUAAAUGUAAUCUUAAUCAGUAAAGACCCAACGAAAAAAUGGGAAUUAAAGUUAUCUGGUUUUCUAUCAUGGCACAAAAUUUAUUAAGUAUUUGUCAGAAUACUUUUAUGUGGAGUAAGUGCUUUAAAUAACAAAUUAUUCAGGAUAACUUUAUUCUCCCUCAAAUUAUGUACUACCAUGAGAAAAUUAUAUUGCUGGUGUUAUCUCCUCUUUUAGGAACGGACUUUCCAGGUUUGAACAUGUGUUUAAAAUUUCUCUCACGAGGCAAAAUACCAGAGCUAGUACCAAUAUCAUUAUUAUACAUUUCUUUCAUAUUACACAAGAGAUGAGAUUCUAUGUGUAAACCAUCCCACUGCAUUAAACAGCAAAAGAAACUCCUAAGGCAUUUUUUUCUCCAAUAGAAAAAAGGCCAUAUGGGUACAGAAGUAGCAUAGCAGUUUGGACAUUUUCAGCGCAAACAGUAUAGGGAAACUUUUCCUUUUCUCCCCUGACCCUCCCAUUUCCAAUGUCCAUCAAUUAGUUGCACUUGCUUUAUUUUGGAAACAGCCUGUCUGCCUUGGACGUUCCCAAUUGAUAGACUUUGGCGGCACACUUGCAUUCCAGAGUUCCCUCCCAAACCUCCCUUUACAUUCCAAUGCCUUUCCCCCCAACCCCCAUUGCUGUUGACUGGUUGAAAGCAGGGCUGUGUAGGUAGUCAACCAUGACACUAUGUAUAUUUUGCCAGGAAUUGAUAAAAUUUCUAUUGAAGUGGAGUUCUAGCCAAACUAAAGUAUCAAUCUA